AGAGAGCAAGAUUUCGGAGCAUUGAAGUGAUAUUUACUUGCCACUUUUAAUGCUUGGCCUGUCCUCCUUUUAAUGGGGUUUGAUGAACCCAAUUUAAGAACCCCUCUUAAGUAGACACACUCUCCUUGCAUGACUUCUGCAACCCAAAGAGGAGAUUUUGGAUGUCCUUCACUACAACCGUCUGUUUGAUCCCAAAGUUUAUUUCACUGGGCUUUCUCUUCCUUUCUCCUUCUUCUUCCUAGCAUUUUUUCCUUUUAGUUUUGCCCCCUCUAUGGCAGUUUGAAUAUGGCUAUUUAGGUAGGGGAGGCAAGAGUACUGCAGCAAAAGAAGAAGAGAAUUGGACGGAGUGGUUGCUAGUUUUCAUGGAUAUUAUGGAACUUACGGAGCUCUCUUUGGCUCCAAAUCAAUUUCUUGCUGACAAAAGCUGCCAUAGUUCAUCAUCUGAUCAGGCUGAUUUCAAUAUCCCUUCAAAGAAGAGGAAGCUUUUCCCAGAUCACCUGCUCAGUGCUGGAUCACAAUUUCAAACAAGUGUUGAUCUUCAAGUUAAAGACCCUCUACCACUAGACUGGGAGCAAUGCCUUGAUCUUGAAUCAGGUAAGAUGUACUACUUGAACAGAAAAACCUUGCAAAGGACGUGGAACUGGCCGAAAGAUCAGAAGCUAGACCUUGAACUCAACAUCUCCCAGAAAUCCAAUUGCUCGGAGCAAUGCAGCGCUUCCGUCUCACUCGAAGACUCUAACAAGCAACACUCAACAGGCACUAACAUGGUGGCUUUGGCUUGCUUGAAUUGCCAUCUCCUGGUCAUUCUCUCCAAAUCAUCCCCUGCCUGCCCCAACUGCAAGUAUGUCCACUCUCUUCCUACCUUAAAAGCCCAACCACCAAAAGUUACCGCCAUCAAGUCUCUGGAUACCUUAAGCCUCUUGAACUAAUAUAUGAUAGAAUCAUUUGAGGGGAGGCAUUUUAGCUUAAAAUCAGACCUUUGAUACGACUGGUAAUGUCAUGAUGCUUAAGUUUCACGGCUGUACUCAGAAACAGUAAAUAUAAUCUAGGGGGAAUGUGGUUUUCAUGUAAUUGACUUUGUUAUAUAUUCUCAUUUUGUUGGUAUUGGGCCUCUCUUGGUAAGGAGCAUUAAAUUUGUAGAAUGAAGGUCUGCCCAAAUGUUUAGGCCUUUCUGCAAGAAGUAAUGAGUUUUAGCUACUCAAAUAAAGUACAUGGCUUUCAAUGACAUAUAUCAAUGUUUCCCAUUUCUCGCC
This is a messenger RNA of Theobroma cacao (cacao), 1253 nucleotides long. RefSeq lists its product as uncharacterized. The record is from RefSeq and is a predicted model, not a curated record. Lineage: Eukaryota; Viridiplantae; Streptophyta; Magnoliopsida; Malvales; Malvaceae. Gene Ontology annotation, molecular function: protein binding.